Messenger RNA from Lampris incognitus (smalleye Pacific opah), 552 nucleotides. Its product is annotated as protein FAM237A-like. The transcript has 2 exons. The record is from RefSeq and is a predicted model, not a curated record. Bases 1 to 552 code for a protein of 183 amino acids. Lineage: Eukaryota; Metazoa; Chordata; Actinopteri; Lampriformes; Lampridae.
AUGGACGCUAUGUUCCUGAACACACUACUGGCCAGAGUGCUGCUGCUCAGCUGGAUGUGGAUGGCAGUACCGGGCCAGGGCCAGGGCCAGAGACCGGCUCCGGUUGACCCCCUGACGGCGAGCCGGGCCGACCCGCAGUGCUGGGACUCCUCCUCGGCUCUGCUGCUGGAGAUGCGCUCCCCGAGGAUCGCCGACGCCGUGCCCGCCUUCUGGGACAUGAUGGUGUUCCUGAAGUCGUCCGCAAACAGGAGACACACCAUGCUGUUCUGGGACCUGGCCCGGGUCUUCUGGGACAUCUACAUGGACUGCGUCAUGUCCAGAACCCACGGAUUAGGAAGGCGUCAGCUAAAACGGCCCAACGGGCGAGUCACUGCUGUUCACUCCCUGGUCACUGAUAAAUCCUUCAGCGUUAAUUCACAAUCCAACUUUUCCAGGCUGAAGCAGUUCUCGGAGGCAUGGCUCAGUGUCAGGGUUCGACGCGCGGGGCCAGGCACUGAAAGUCACACCAAGAUGCUGAGCAGGGCAACUAAGUCAGCCACACAUAAACAGUAA